This is a messenger RNA of Camellia sinensis, 3382 nucleotides long. RefSeq names its product Protein kinase superfamily protein. The record is from RefSeq and is a predicted model, not a curated record. NCBI's taxonomy places the organism in Eukaryota, Viridiplantae, Streptophyta, Magnoliopsida, Ericales, Theaceae.
UUCUGGUUCUUGUUUAACGUUUCUCUAGCAAAGUCUUUUGGGCCCAUUUGAGAUGAUGGGUGACAACAAAGGUGAAACUACUAAGAAACAGCAACAACAUUUAUCUUCUCCUUCUCCUUCUCCCAAAGAUCCAGUUGAGGAAUCAACUGAAACCAGACAACCACCACCACCACCACCACAACACCUCCAUCAACCACCGUCAUCCGCCGUCGUAGUCACCGGAGCUCCAACAUUUAUCCCUGCUCCUUUAUUCAUCCCAAUCAAUUUGACAAGUUCUGCUACUUUUGAGCAGCAACAACAACAACAGUUUGAAGCAGUGAAUCCAAAGAGGGCCAGAUACACAAGUGCUCAAUGGAAGCAAUUACCAUCUCCAUCUCCAUCUCAAUCUCAACAACAAAGACAUACCCAAAUGAAUAUUCUGAGCAGCGAGUCAAGUCCUUCCCCGUCAAAACACAUCACCACGAAACCAGCUUCGUCUUCAGAUACGGCGUCGUCUCCUUCACAAUCUCCUCGUCCUUCUCUCUCCGCUGCCUCAGGCCAAGAAACAAGCAAGCCAGAGGGGGGAGAUCAGUUUGACCACCAGUUCAGAAAGGGCAAGUACGUGAGCCCAGUUUGGAAACCAAACGAGAUGUUGUGGCUUGCUAGGGCUUGGAGGGUUCAGUACCAAGGUGGGUCUGAUGGGUCAGGCUCGUCUUCAAAGAGUGAGCCUCCUCAAGGAGCUCCGGCCACCGGAGCUGACGUGGCAGUCCCCUCAAGAGGAAAGACUAGGGCUGAUAAAGAUAGAGAAGUUGCUGAGUUUUUGAACAGACAUGGUGUUAAUAGAGAUGCUAAGACAGCUGGUACUAAGUGGGAUAACAUGUUGGGUGAGUUUAGAAAAGUUCAUGAGUGGGAGAGAGGUGGAGAGAGAGAGCACAUUGGUAAGAGUUAUUUCAGACUUUCACCUUAUGAGAGGAAGCUCCAUAGAUUACCUGCUUCUUUUGAUGAGGAAGUGUUUGAAGAGCUGUCUCAGUUCAUGGGGUCUAGAAUGAGAACACCUCAGAGUAGAACUGCCAUUGUUUCCGGUGAAGCUCUCACGGCGGCGAUAAAGACCCUUCCUCCACCUCCUCCAUUUGGAGAAGAAGAGUUCUCUUUCUCAGCUGGAAGGGCUAAACAACUGGUUAUGAAAAGUGGAGGUGAGACAUUUCUCCAUGGAAGUAGAGGAAGCUUAUUAGGGUUUGAUGCAUCAUCACUAGACGUUUCAGGUCCAUCAGGGUCAACAUCUUCUAAAGAGUUUCGUAGAAUUGGUAAGAUCAGAAUGAUAUGGGAAGAAUUAGUGAGCUUGUGGGCUGAGGAAGGUGAACAUCACAGAGGGAGAGUGAAGAUCCAAGGCUCCAACUUUCUGAACGCAGAUGAGUUAACUUUCUUGGAUGAUUCCAUGGUUGCUUGCACUAUGGAAGCAUUUGAAGAUGGUGCCUUAAAAGGCUUCUCUGUUGACAGAUUCGUUGCUGGACAACAAGUCAAAGUCUUCGGCAGAAGAAAGUCUUCCUCAGCUCCUGCUCCUUCUGGUUCCAAUGAAAGAGCUCAACUUACAUCUACAGAACCCUCCAUCAGAUCUAUUCCUCCAUGGGAGUUUCAAGACCCAACCGAAUACUACGUGGGUUGUCUGCGAGUUCCACCACCCACGCUUCCGAGCUUGUAUGAGCUCUCAUGGUACUUACAAGAACCACCCCCAGAGGAGUUACGAUUUCCACUUCGAAAAGACAUAUACAGAGAUUUGCCACAAGGAAAAGAACUCUUCUUUACCACCUCUUCUGAACUGCUAGAUUGUAGAGGUAUCACAUUCGAUUUGUUAGGCCCAAUUAUCAGAUCAAACCCUAGUCCAAGCGGUGGCACCGCCUCUAGUAGGGACUCUUUCAUUGGCCUUUGGGAUGAUUGCAUCAAUAGGGUUGUAUCCAAGUUAUGUCCCGUUGAAAUGGUUCUGGUUCGAAAAUCCUCGUCAUUAUUGGCUGAAACACUUCAAGAUCAAUGGCCUAAUGUGACUGGUUUUGUGAGAAAUUUUUGUUUGUGGAGAGGGGAAGAGAGUGAUCAAUUGAGGGAAGGUUAUCUUGAUCCUUCAUCUUCAAUAGUGGAAAAGCUUUUGUGGAGUUAUGUAGACCUACCUUACAUAUUAGGCUACUAUGCUGUUGGCUACAUGGUAACAUUUUGUGCAUUGAGUCAAUCGCAGGAUCGACUAAUCCGGACUGAUCUUUAUACCCUAGACCUAUCCACACCGGCAGAGAGAUUAAAAGCCCUAGUCCCAUGUUGGAGAAUUGCAGGCUUAUUGCCAUUGUUAGCCGACCGGUGCUUCAACUACAUCAACAAUGGCAACAAUUACAAGCUCUUUCCUUACAGCGAUUUUGAGCGGAUCGAUCAUGGUAAUGGAAAUGUGAUUGAAAUGACGCCAAACACAGUGACAAAGUUCUUCUCAAGUAAAAGAAAAUGGGCUGCUGUGAAAGAGAUCUACGACUUCCUGGAACACCGAAUCCCGCACAUCGAAUACCUCGAACGAUCAUCAGAGAAAGAUUUGGGAUUGAUAUUUAAGCCCAGAGGGUGCAAACUAAAACCCGCAAACUGUGAUCAACUAGUUGAGGCUCUAAGGCAUGUGACUAAGGCAUUGGUUGCAUUGCAUGACCUGUCAUUCAUGCACAGAGACUUGGGUUGGGACAAAGUGAUGAGGAGCGAUAGAGAGAACGAGUGGUUCAUCAGUGGGUUUGAAGAGGCGGUGGGGGCGCCGCAGAUAUACCCGCACGGGACGGCUAGUGGGAGGCACGCACCGGAGAUGGGAAGGGGAUUGCAUGGGGUGAAGGUGGAUGUAUGGGGUGUGGGUCAAUUGGUGAAAACAUGUGGGUUGGUGGGAGUGCCUAAAUUGCUUAGGGAUUUGCAGAAUAGGUGUUUGGACCACAACCCGGAGCAGCGGCCAACGGCGGCGGACUGUUAUCACCACUUGCUGCAGCUGCAGUCAUCUCUGUCUGCCACCGGUGGGUAUUGAUGUUUGAUUGAUGCUAUACAAAUCUCUGCACAAAAUCACCCCCUAGUUAUAUCAUAUACUUGGCAGCUCAUGACUAGGUCUAAUUCUAAUAGCUUCUCCUGUCUACUUUAGGUCCUUAGUUGCUCUAUUUAUUACCCAUUAGUUACAUUUUGAAGCUAGAUUUUUGUUGGUUUGUGCUUGACAGACCAAAACAAUCGAUGCAGUUUCAUGCAGACCCUUUUGGAAUUGUUUGGCAAGCUUUUGAUGUCAAUGCUGGGAUGCCAAUAUGCUCCCAAAUUUAUUUUCUUGGAUAAAUUACACUAUUUUCCUAUAAUUUUAGAUAAAAAUAUUAAGUCACAGUUUUGACAUAAUUAUAUUAUUUUUUUUUUUAGUAAA